Messenger RNA from Tetrahymena thermophila SB210, 3279 nucleotides. RefSeq lists its product as hypothetical. The record is from RefSeq and is a predicted model, not a curated record. The transcript has 2 exons. Lineage: Eukaryota; Ciliophora; Oligohymenophorea; Hymenostomatida; Tetrahymenidae.
AAUAAAUAAGAUAAUAAAAAGAAUCUAACUCAAAAUCUUAAAACUAACUUUUACUUUUUUUAAAAAAAGCAGAAAACUAAAGCUUUAAAAUCAAUAAGAAAAUAUAAACCCGUUAUGAAAAAUAUAAGUUUUGGAGAGUAAGGAUUAUCUUAAGGGCAAAAUAGCACAGGAAAUCAGCCUUAUCCUUCGUAAUAUCCAAUCUAAAAUUAAAAACCUGUCCCCUACACUAAUUUUGAAUAAUACAAUAUGCAGUUUAAAAAUUAGCAAUAUUAAUAGCAAAAUUAACUCCAAUAGCCUUAAGUUUAGCAAUAGCAGGCAUAAUAAUUUUAGGGAUAAAAUAUUUAAUAGCAUGGUUUACUUACAAAUUCUUAAAACCAGUAGUUUUACUCUAUACUAUCUAACAGCUACUUGAGCUAAUAACCUGAAGAUCAAGUUUAAUUUAUGCAAGAAUCAAAAGAUAGUACUUCAUAUUAGUAAAGAGCAAACUAUAAUCCUAAUCUCAAGCUUUCAUAGCAACAAUAGCAGCAAUAACUAUAACAACAACAAUAGUAGUUGUAAUAAGUAGAAUAAGUAUAAGAGCAUCACAGCAAUAACGAAGAAAAACUAAUUUUAGAGUAAUAAUAAAAGCGCCAAAAUUAACUACUAUAACAACGUCUCUAAGAUUAACAAAUUUAAGGAGAAGUACAUGAAGUUGAAGAAGAGGAAGAUGAAGAACAUAAUUUAAACAGUCACAAAAAAUUCAGUCAGAUUAAAUAAGGAAAUUAAUAAAAAUAAGAUGGUGAGGGUAUUCUAAGAAGAGAAUAUAACGAAGAAGAGUAAUAGAGAUAGGAAGAAGUAGAUGAUGAAGAGGGGGAUGAUGAUGAUGCAGCAGCUGCAUAAGAGGAAGAUGAUUUAGAAGAAGAUUUAGAAAAUCAGUAAGAAUAAAACGAAGAAGGUGAAUAGCUUGCAGAUGAAGAGGAGGAAGAGGAAGAGGAUUAAGAAGAAAUGAAUCAAUGCUUUAAAUGUAGAAAUUUUGCUGAAGAAGUCUUAAUGAUGGAGUGUCAGCAUCAUUUAUGUCUUAAUUGUGCAUCUAAUUAAUACAAAAAUUUACUUAAAAAGUAGUAAAACGACUAAAGCUAAGAUUUGAUACAUAGCAUUGAUUGCGAAAAUUGCCAUUAAUCUACUCCUCUCCCAGAAGAGUCAAUAAAAGUUCUUCUUUCUGCUAAUAAUGAUUAUGAUACAUAUAACGACUAGUAUUAAAAUUAGUAAAGGGCUAUCUACUAAAAUGAAUAGCAGGCAAAUAACAUUUAGUAAGAUAACUUUUAUCGUCAGUAAUUACUAUAGUAGUAGUAAUUAUCAUAAUAGUAAUAGUAUAUGUAACAAUAUUAAUAGUAGUAGCAUUUAGCAUAACAAUAAAAUAUUCCUAAUAGAUAGCUAUAACAAUAGCAAUAACAGUUUUAUGCUAAUCAACCACCUUAGUAGAAUAACAAUGAUUAGGCUUAUUCUAAUAGACAAAACACUUUCCAACAUCAACAAUUACCUUCCUUUUCUAAUAAAUAGAAUUUCAAUAACUCUGCAUAGUCAAGCCCUUAACAACAAGCACUAUCUGCCAAUUUUUUAUAAGAUAACUAAUUCCAUGAGAAUGUUAAGGCUAGCAAGAAUAAAAAAAAAUCUAUGGAGGGAGGUAAUAAAGUGAGUUAAAAUUUAUCAUAAAAUUAGAGUAUGUCAGAGAAAAAUAACGAUGAAACUAUUCUAUAUUGCUUCACAUGCGAAUGUCAGUGCUUCAGCUUAGAUGAAUAUCUCAAAGGAAUGCACAAAAAUCAUAAUGUUAACAAUGUUAGCAAAGCUUAUGAGAGUCUCUAAGAACCCAUAGAUGACCUUAGAUUCAAAAUAAAAACAAGAGCUGAUUUACUUAUCUAAGAUGAUGCAAGGUUAAAUAAAAAAAAGAAAGAAUUAAGCGAAGUUUUAGAUCAUUGCAAGAUUCAAAUACAAAAGAGUUUUGAAGAAGUUAUUUUAGCACUUUAGUAGAAAUAAUAGGAGUUAAUUUAAUCAGCUGAAGAGUGUGUUGAAGAUAAAUUUAAUGAAAUUGAUAAAGGAAUAAGCAAAGUUCAUUCUAACCUACAAGUUUUGAAGGAAUUUGAUAAGAAUUUAGAGGAAGCCUAUUAUAAGCAAGAAAGAAAUAUUCAAAAUGAAAUAAGAGCAUUUAAUCAUUACUCAGAAAACAAAACUAAAAUAUUAGAAACUAUCCAAUUGAUGGACACAAAUCUUUUCCAUACAAUAAGAGAUAAAGUUUAAUAUGAAUUUUAAUUGGAUACAAACACUCUUUACUCACAUAUUGAUUCUAUUAAAAGAGUCAAGAUUGAAAUAUUUAGACUGAAAGGUCUCGAAACACCAGAUCCUAAUCGCUUAGAGCAUAAAUUUUAUGAAAAAUAAUAGUAAGAUAAGACAAAGAAACUGUUAGAACACAUUAUAUAGUAGCACGCAAAUGCUACAUCUUAAGCAAGAGUCCCUACUGCCGCUCACGAAGAAGAUCCUACUACUGGACCUUCUAUUUAAAUCCCUGGAUCUUAAUAGCAGCACGUUACUAGCUCAUCUUUUAUUCAUCAGAGCAAUAUUUUUGCUAGUCCUCAAAGUAAUAAAUAAAAUCUUUAUCUUAAUAGCAAUAUAAACUAAAGCAUAGCUGAUAUAUUUAAUUCUCAUAAAUCAUAAGCUAUUUCUGUAGUCCCCUAAAAUACUUAACCUUCUCCAAGUAGAUAUAUAAGAAUUAAAGUUAAUGGUACAGCAGAAACGACUUCAUCCAAGAGAUUCCACUCACCUUCUCAAAAUAUAUCUGGAAACCAAAGAAAAAUUAAAUUAAGUCCUUCUGGAAGAGACUUGAAUACAUAGAAGUCUAUAUAACUUUCUAAUUCAAUUAAUUUGCAUGGACCAUCACCAUCCUUUAAGACAUUUUCAUUGACAUCUCAAAGCACUAAACAAGCAUUCAGCAAUAUGCUAAAUAGUCCCUCUUCUAUUGUUAAAAAAUAUACUCCUGCAUAUGAAAAGCUUUCAUUAUAAAACAAAGAUUACAUAAAACAGAAUUAAUCACAAAGUAAUAGCAACAGCAGCAGAGCAAAUAUAUUUGAGUAGCUAGAAAAUUUUAAGAAAAAUAUUGAAGAAAUAAGGAAGCAGGGAUAGGCAGAUGAGAACAACCUAAAUAUGAAUAAUGGCUAUACUCAACCAACUCCUGAAGAAUAAGCCAUGAUAGUAGCUUAAAACAGAAUUCGUUAAUUAUAAGAAAAACUUUCAACGAAGUAUUGUUGA